AUGACUAGCUUUCCCAGGUCCUGGUCCUUCCACAACUAUCCAACGCCUCCGAGAUCCCCACCGAAUGGCUUAUCUGAAGAUGGGUACUUCGAGUCGUCAAUAACCGUCAUAGCCUCUUCUCGAGCUAUCAGGUCAGGUCGGCUUUCCCCCGCCACAUUGAUCAUAUCCAACGCCACGGGCAAGAUCAUUGCGACAUAUGAUUCGAUCGUUCCUGCGUCCGACUUCCCUCCCCAUACCCCAUAUACAGAUUAUUCUCCACAUAUACUGCUCCCCGGAUUGGUCGACGCCCACGUGCAUCUGAAUGAGCCUGGGAGGACAGAAUGGGAAGGCUUCUACACGGGGACCCAAGCAGCGGCUUUUGGCGGCGUCACGACGGUGGUGGACAUGCCGUUGAAUGCGAUUCCUCCUACAACCACGGUAGCCAACUUACAGGAGAAGAUCAAGGCGGCGCAAGGACAAUGCUGGGUCGACGUGGGCUUCUAUGGAGGCAUUAUUCCCGGUAACGAGGCCGAGCUUAAGGCACUCGUGAGGGAAGGUGUCAGAGGGUUCAAGGGAUUCCUCAUUGAUAGUGGUGUGGAGGAGUUCCCCGCGGUCUCGUCGACAGAUAUCCAGAAGGUCUUUGCCGAACUGGCCGACGAGCCAACCACGGUCAUGUUCCAUGCCGAAAUGAUUCCGCCUAUUGCAGACUCGGUGGGAGACGACGUCCAGGUUUCGUUACCCCCAAUGCAGCCUCACGGGCCUUUAAACGCCUACAGCACAUUCCUGGAGUCGCGGCCACCCUCGUUCGAAACUUACGCUAUCGAGGAGAUUUUGUCCUUAGCACACCUAGCUCCUAACCUUGCUUUGCACAUCGUGCACUUGUCGGCAAUGGAAGCCAUACCACUGCUGAGGAAAGCACGAGCUCAAGGCAUCAAUAUCACGGCGGAGACCUGCCCCCAUUACUUAUCCUUGGCAGCCGAGCAAGUAGCGCUCGGCGACACGCGGCAUAAGUGCUGCCCGCCUAUCCGAAGCCAGUCAAACCAGGAUAGACUCUGGGAAGAGUUAAGACAGUUUGCCGAAGAAGGCGUCAUCAAGACGGUGGUGUCAGAUCACUCUCCUUGCACGCCGGACCUCAAGAUUCUCCCUUCGCAUAUACCCGGGCAUAUUAGUCAACCCAAGGAUACGGCGAAGUCGCUACAAUUAGAAGCCGACCGAGGCGACUUCUUCUCCGCGUGGGGCGGCAUCUCAUCCGUCGGUAUGGGUCUACCCAUCUUGUGGACCGAAAUGUCUCGCCGCGGGUUGGCGGAUACGGAUUCAGCCAUCACUGACGUCGUGAAAUGGUGCUGCACCAAUACAGCCGUGCAAGUCGGUCUCGAGAAACAGAAAGGAGACCUGGCUGUGGGAUUCGACGCCGAUAUCUGUGUCUUUGACGACACGAAGGAAUGGGUCGUUCAACCUUCAACUAUGCUCUUCCGGAACAAGUGUUCCCCGUACCAGGGAAAGACAAUGAAGGGGCAGGUCAAAGAGACGUGGCUGCGAGGACGACAGGUAUUUGUGCGAGACGGGAAGAACGGCGGAUUUGUCGGGAAAGAGUGUCAGGGAAUGUUGCUAUUGGAACCGAGGUUGAAAGAGUUGAAGAAGGUCAAGAGUUGGUUCCAACGUUGGGUAUAUGAUUUUGAGAAAGCGUGA
Messenger RNA from Cladophialophora yegresii CBS 114405, 1668 nucleotides. Its product is annotated as allantoinase. Gene Ontology annotation, cellular component: cytoplasm. The record is from RefSeq and is a predicted model, not a curated record. Lineage: Eukaryota; Fungi; Ascomycota; Eurotiomycetes; Chaetothyriales; Herpotrichiellaceae. Gene Ontology annotation, molecular function: allantoinase activity. The transcript has a single exon. Bases 1 to 1668 code for a protein of 555 amino acids. Gene Ontology annotation, biological process: purine nucleobase catabolic process.